CUCCAAAAAAAGGACACCAGUUGAGAGGCAUCAUGUUGGGGGAAGCCCAGAGAGCACAGGAGAACCACUCUACAGCAAAGAUGGCUGAUUCUGACUCUGGGGGAAAAAACUAUGACAGCAUGCUGAAAAUGCUCUCAGAUCUGAAUAAAGACUUAGAAAAGCUUUUGGAAGAGAUGGAGAAAAUCUCAGUGCAGGCGACCUGGAUGGCCUACGACAUGGUGGUGAUGCGUACCAACCCCACACUAGCAGAGUCCAUGCGCCGGCUGGAGGAUGCCUUCCUCAACUGCAAGGAGGAGAUGGAGAAGAAAUGGCAAGAAUUGCUGGCUGAGACCAAGCGCGAGCAGUAGUCCUGCCUUGUGCACCACAGCAGCCGUGCUCCCAGUCGAUCAUGGGAGAAGCCACAGCAGAAGGAGGUGGUGGCAGUGACCCGGAAACAUAGCUGUAUGCACAAUACUUAUUUCUCAGUAAACUCAUUUUCAAGCACAACUAGAAGAUCCCUUUCUGU
Tupaia belangeri chinensis (Chinese tree shrew) is the source of this 505-nucleotide messenger RNA. RefSeq names its product synaptonemal complex central element protein 3 (gene SYCE3). The transcript has 3 exons. Lineage: Eukaryota; Metazoa; Chordata; Mammalia; Scandentia; Tupaiidae. The record is from RefSeq and is a predicted model, not a curated record. The coding region runs from base 33 to 347 and encodes 104 amino acids. Gene Ontology annotation, cellular component: central element. Gene Ontology annotation, biological process: reciprocal meiotic recombination; spermatogenesis; synaptonemal complex assembly.